Molecule: messenger RNA, 1115 nt
Organism: Lucilia cuprina (Australian sheep blowfly)
Lineage: Eukaryota; Metazoa; Arthropoda; Insecta; Diptera; Calliphoridae
Product: proline-rich receptor-like protein kinase PERK9
Exons: 3
Coding region: 139-957 (272 amino acids)
Source: RefSeq, a predicted model, not a curated record
GUGUUUUUUCGACAAAGUGGUAAAGUCUUUAAAUCUUGCAGGUUCAAUAAUAAAAGUCUAUUGGUCAAAGUAACAUUAAAAAGUGAAGAGAAGAAAAAUCACAUUUAUUAGUGGCGAGCGUUAAGUGUUUUCGGGAUAAUGACUACUAAAAAGUGGGUCUUGAUUUUAGCUGUAAUAGUGGCUGUAGCACAAGAGAUCCAAACUGCUUGUGUUUGUAACGAAAAGGGUACAGAUGCCUGUGCGGCAUGUUCUGAGAUAAAGGUUGUAAGACCUAAGCCAAAACCACCCAAAUCAGAUUUGGGACUACCGCCCAUUGGAGAUAAUUGCUGGUGCAGUAAAAUGAUGAUACAGCCGGCCUCAUUACCAAAACCCUGUCCCAAAUCCACAAAACCACCACCACCCUGUGGCUGUCCAGCCGCCAAACCCUAUAAAGCUAUACCAUCUAUAUUUUCGGCCCCCACUUCAUACAUGGUACCUCAAUAUGUACCAUCUUUAGUUAAAGAUGAUUCUCCACCCGCCGAUCCCAUUAGCAUAAGUUUAGCCAUACAGGCUGGCAAAGCUAUUGAAGUACCCGAGGCCAAAUUGGCUUAUGGUUUUGUUCAGAAACCCAUCGAUGGUCUACCCAAAUUGUAUAUUUCCUCUAUUAAAGAAGAAAAUCUUUAUGCCUUGAAAAGUGAUGUAAUAACUUUGAAAAAACCUUCACCGCCAAAAAUGAAACCCUUAGAAGAUGAUUAUCCUGAACCGGAAGACGAAGAGCCGGCUCCAGAAGAAUACGAACCACCAACAUUGACUUAUAAGCAAUUGGGUUAUGAAGCGGAACAAUUUAAAAAUCCUGAAUUUAAAGAAUUGCCGCCAUCAUUGCCGUAUCCACCACCUAGUGCCCCCGCUGCCAUACCGGGAAAAGUUGCAGUGGAUUGUGGUUUUAGGCCAGGACGUAUAGCGAAAUAUUGUUUGUAGUUAUAUAAAAAAUGAAUUUUUAAUUUACUAAAUGUAGUUUUAUACAUUUUAUCAUGUAUUUUUUCUGCGAUUUGUUGUUACAAGAAAAACUUUUCGAAUAUUUAAAUUAAUUUAUCAUAAGUUUUGUAUAAAUAAGAAUACGAUUUUUAUACCGAAAU